Trichosurus vulpecula (common brushtail) is the source of this 939-nucleotide messenger RNA. RefSeq names its product olfactory receptor 6K6. Gene Ontology annotation, biological process: G protein-coupled receptor signaling pathway. Gene Ontology annotation, molecular function: G protein-coupled receptor activity; olfactory receptor activity. The transcript has a single exon. Gene Ontology annotation, cellular component: membrane. Lineage: Eukaryota; Metazoa; Chordata; Mammalia; Diprotodontia; Phalangeridae. Bases 1 to 939 code for a protein of 312 amino acids. The record is from RefSeq and is a predicted model, not a curated record.
AUGUCACAAGGGACAGAGAUAGAGAAUCACACAGCCGUGACUGAGUUCUUCUUCUCUGCAUUCCCUGAUUUAGAGGAAGGAGGCCUCCUGUUCUUCAUCCCUCUGCUCCUCAUUUAUGGAUUCAUCAUUACUGGGAACCUGGUGAUCUUUAUAGUCAUCCAGCUGGAUGUAGCACUCCAUACCCCAAUGUACUUUUUCAUUAGUGUCCUCUCCUUCCUGGAAAUCUGGUACACCACAACCACCAUCCCCAAGAUGCUCACCAACCUGAUCAGUGUGCAGAAGACCAUCUCUAUUGCUGGGUGCCUCCUGCAAAUGUAUUUCUUUCACUCUCUUGGGAUCUCAGAAGGCUGCAUCCUGACUGCAAUGGCUGUAGACAGAUAUGUUGCCAUCUGUAAGCCCCUUCACUACCCAACUAUUGUGACGCCUAGGCUGUGUGCCCAGCUCACUGCUGGCUCUUGCUUCUGUGGCUUCCUCCUUGUGCUCCCUGAGAUUGUAUGGAUCUCCACCCUGCCCUUCUGUGGUCCCAACCAGAUUCACCAGAUCUUUUGCGAUUUUACCCCAGUGCUAAAUUUGGCCUGCACAGACACCUCCCUCGUAGUCAUUGUAGAUGCCAUCCAUGCUGCAGAGAUCCUGGCCUCCUUCCUGGUCAUUGCCCUGUCCUACAUCCGGGUCAUUGUAGUGAUCUUGAGUAUCCCUUCAGUUGAGGGGCGCCACAAGGCCUUCUCUACUUGUGCAGCACACAUUGCUGUCUUCCUGUUGUUCUUUGGCAGUGUGGCACUCAUGUAUCUGCGUUUCUCGGCUACCUACUCUGUGUUCUGGGAUACAGCCAUUGCAAUCACCUUUGUCAUCCUUGCCCCUUUCCUCAAUCCCAUCAUCUACAGUUUGAGAAACAAAGACAUGAAGGAGGCUAUCAAGAAGUUUCUCUGUUCUCAGAAGUGA